AUGAGGUCAAUUGACCUGGCCAGCCGCUCUGGAGCGGUCCUAAGACAUGCCCUCCAACGACCGCAGGUCCGAUGCCUCUCGGGCAGGCGCUCAUUGUCGACAGGCCCUCCACUUCCUCCGAUCUACGAGACGCUUUACACGAAGUAUGCCGAAGUGCGCCGAGUUCUUGGAACCCAGAGACUCACCCUGGCCGAGAAGAUUCUUUACAGCCACCUCGAUAAGGUUGAGGAGACUCUCCUAACCAACACCAACAAUGGUCGUGACAUCCGGGGCAAGGCCAAUCUCGGCCUCAAGCCUGAUCGAGUCGCCAUGCAGGACGCCUCUGCGCAGAUGGCCUUGCUCCAAUUUAUGUCCUGCAAUCUCCCACAGACGGCGAUCCCAGCGAGCAUACAUUGCGAUCACUUGAUCGUUGGCGAGCGUGGUGCAGACGAGGAUCUUUCGGCGGGUAUGCAGGUUAAUCAGGAGGUCUUUGACUUCCUCGAGUCUGCGGCAAAGAAAUAUGGCAUUGACUUCUGGCCGCCCGGAGCUGGUAUCAUUCAUCAGACUGUGCUGGAGAACUACGCACGACCAGGUUUAAUGAUGCUGGGAACUGACAGUCAUACACCUAACGCUGGUGGUCUCUGUACAAUCGCUAUUGGUGUUGGCGGUGCCGAUGCUGUUGAGGCGCUCGUUGGUGCUCCCUGGGAGCUCAAGGCACCCCGAAUUCUGGGUGUGCGCCUUACAGGGAAGCUUAAUGACUGGGUUGCACCGAAGGAUGUCAUCCUCCACCUCGCUGGAAAGCUGACCGUCCGAGGCGGUACGGGAUUUAUCAUUGAAUACUCUGGUCCUGGUGUCGAGACCCUUAGUCUUACGGGAAUGUCUACAAUCUGCAAUAUGGGAGCCGAGGUUGGAGCUACAACUUCUAUUUUCCCCUUCACGGCAGCUUCUGGCCGGUACUUGGAAUCAACUAGAAGAGGCGACCUCAGCAAAGCUGCUUCCGUUUUCGAGAGCUUCCCUGGUGUAGGCUCUUCAGAAGACGCUUAUUUCAAGUUCAAGGCCGACGAGGGUGCCGAGUAUGAUCAGCUUAUUGAAAUCAACCUAUCCGAGCUCGAGCCACAUAUCAACGGUCCUUUCACUCCUGAUCUGUCCACUCCUCUGUCGCAAUUCAAGCAGACUGUACAAGAAGAGGGAUGGCCCGAGACUGUCUCUGCUGGCCUCAUUGGUAGCUGCACCAAUAGCUCAUACGAGGACAUGACCCGAGUCGAGAGCAUCGUUAAGGCUGCAGAGGCAGCUGGACUCAAGCCCGCGACUAGCUUCUACGUGACACCUGGCAGCGAGCAAAUUCGUGCGACUCUCGAGCGAGACGGUACUCUGGAGACAUUCGUCGACGCGGGCGGUAUUGUCCUUUCCAACGCUUGCGGCCCGUGCAUUGGUCAGUGGAAGCGUCAGGAUGGAAUGCAAAAAGGCACACCUAAUGCUAUUUUCACAUCAUACAACCGAAAUUUCCGUGGAAGAAACGAUGGAAACUUAGAGACUAUGAACUUCCUUGCUUCUCCGGAAAUCGUCACUGCUAUGGCUUUUGCUGGCUCUACCACCUUCAACCCCAUGACGGAUUCUCUGCAAACGCCUGACGGCAAGGAGUUCCGCUUCCCAGCUCCGAAGGGUCUUGAGGGUCCCAAGACACCGUUUGACCUUGGCAACAAGACAUUUGGGGUAUUAUCCCAGGCGCCAGAUGCCAACGUUAAGGUAGCUAUCUCUCCGACCUCAGAGCGACUUGCUCUGCUAGACCCCUUCGACGCCUUCCCUAAGUCCGAUCUGUCUGGCCUGAAAGUGCUUGUCAAGGUCACUGGCAAGUGCACCACCGACACGAUUUCAGCUGCCGGCCCGUGGCUCAAGUACAAGGGCCACCUGCCGAAUAUCAGCACCAACACACUAAACACCGCCGUUAACGCCGCCACCGGCGAGGUGAACGUCGCAUACGACGAGGACGGCUCCAAGCACACCAUCCCGGAACUAGCACAGCUCUGGAAGGAGCGCCAACAGCCGUGGCUUGUUGUCGCCGAGCACAACUACGGCGAGGGUAGUGCUCGCGAGCACGCCGCCUUGCAGCCGCGCUACCUCGGCGCCAGAAUCAUCGUGGCCAAGUCUUUUGCGCGUAUCCACGAGACCAACCUGAAGAAACAGGGUGUCGUGCCGCUGACGCUGGCUAAUGAGACCGACUACGACAAGAUCGACGCGUGCGACGAGGUCGCGACCGUGGGUCUGUACGACAUGCUUCAGAACGGUGGCCAGGGCGACGUCAGUCUGCGGGUGACGAAGAAGAACGGCGAGGAGGUCCUGAUUCCCACGAAGCACGCCGUCAGCAAGGACCAGGCCCUGUUCAUCCUUGCGGGAAGCGCACUGAAUCUUUUGUCCAAGGGUCUAUAA
Molecule: messenger RNA, 2406 nt
Organism: Phaeoacremonium minimum UCRPA7
Lineage: Eukaryota; Fungi; Ascomycota; Sordariomycetes; Togniniales; Togniniaceae
Product: putative aconitate hydratase protein
Exons: 2
Coding region: 1-2406 (801 amino acids)
Biological process (GO): tricarboxylic acid cycle
Cellular component (GO): cytosol; mitochondrion
Molecular function (GO): 4 iron, 4 sulfur cluster binding; aconitate hydratase activity
Source: RefSeq, a predicted model, not a curated record